Nematolebias whitei (Rio pearlfish) is the source of this 1493-nucleotide messenger RNA. Its product is annotated as beta-1,3-galactosyltransferase 2. Bases 13 to 1287 code for a protein of 424 amino acids. Gene Ontology annotation, molecular function: N-acetyl-beta-D-glucosaminide beta-(1,3)-galactosyltransferase activity. Gene Ontology annotation, cellular component: membrane. The transcript has a single exon. The record is from RefSeq and is a predicted model, not a curated record. Lineage: Eukaryota; Metazoa; Chordata; Actinopteri; Cyprinodontiformes; Rivulidae.
AUCAGCAAAACCAUGCAGUGGAGACGACGCCACUGCUGUACGCACACAGCUAAACUUCUGUAUCUCCUCUCACUGUUGGGUGUGCUGGUCUUUCUGGUCCACCAAGUGUGGCUCCCCAAGCUUACCGGCAUGCCAUGGUGGAGAGGCUAUCCUGUGGUCUAUGGAGGUGGGCUGCUUCAAAUAUCCAAGUCCAAAUGGAACACAAGCGCCCUACAUUCAGCGUGGAGGUUUGUGAUCGUUGCUCAGCCAACUUCCAUGGCUGGUGCCAACAUUAGCUCUCAGGAGAGGCAGGGUGUUUUGUCUCGUCAAGUUGACACGAGUUUUGAGAACACACCAACGGCUAACAAAAGUCAAAAUCAAGAGGGAGAAAUUAACAAUACAAUAACCCAUGGGCCUUUCUCUUACAUCAUCAACGAGCCAGACAAAUGUGCAGAGAAGCAACCUAUGCUCUUUUUAGUGUUGCUAAUUGCCACUGAAGCUCGACAGGUGGAGGCAAGGAAUGCCAUACGACAGACAUGGGGCAAUGAGAGCAUUGCCCCUGCUCUGGGACUCGUUCGACUCUUUCUGCUGGGGAAAACAGAAGGAGAACUUGGACUUCUCCAAGGAAACAUGCUACAGGCAGAGAGCCGGAGGCAUCAUGAUAUCAUUCAACAGGACUUUCUGGACUCCUAUAAAAAUCUGACUAUAAAGACAUUGAUGGGAAUGAACUGGGUAGCGAUGCACUGCCCACAGGCAAGCUAUGUCAUGAAAACUGACAGUGACAUGUUUGUCAACACGGAGUACCUCAUUAAUAAGCUGCUCAGGCCAGAACUGAAGGCCAGGAGGAACUACUUCACAGGUAGCAACAUGAGAGGCUUUGCUCCUAACCGAAACAAAAACAGCAAGUGGUACAUGCCCCCAGAGCUAUACCCAGGAGACAAGUAUCCCUCAUUCUGCUCCGGGACCGGUUAUGUCUUUUCUGGAGACCUGGCGAGGAAAAUCUACCAAACUUCACUGACUGUACGCCACCUGCAUCUGGAGGAUGUGUAUGUGGGAAUGUGUCUGGCCAAGCUCGGAAUCGAGCCCACGCCUCCACCCAACGGGUUCCUCUUCAACCACUGGCGGGUUUCUUACUCCAGCUGCAAGUACAGUCAUUUGAUAACAUCACAUGGGUUUCAUCCAAACGAGCUCCUCAAAUAUUGGCAUCACCUUCAGAGCAACAAACGUAACGCCUGCAUCAACACGUUUAAAGAGAGAACGAGCAGAACACACGUCAACAGAAGGACCGGAGACAGAAAAGCUCAUUAACACCUCGGCAAACGCUGGAACAGAUUGAUUUCUUUGCAGAAACAUAUCGUGACUGAGUAUCAAGGGAUUUAAAAUCCAGGUAAAUUAUUCAUGUACCAAAAUAAUUUUGUGUCUAAACUGUCACAUGCUGUCGAGAUUUCUAGAAAAUGAUUUCUAAACCGUGUCUACAAGACCGAAGCACUGGGAAAAGAUUGGGUACAAAAGAA